AUGAAUGCUACAGCUGUGAACCAGUCUGACUGCCCUGAGGUGAAGGUCCCUGUCCCCAUCUUCUUCACAAUUGGUAUAGUGAGUCUGGCGGAGAACCUGCUGGUUGUGGUGGCUGUCAUACGCAACAGGAACCUCCACGCACCCAUGUACUGCUUCAUCUGCAGCCUGGCGGCUUUCAACACCAUCGCCAGCCUCACAAAAACAUGUGAGACCCUGAUGAUUGUGUUUGCCGACGUGGGCCAGCUGGUGAAGACAGGUUCCUCGGAGCAGAAGCUGGACGAUGUCAUGGACUCCCUGCUGUGUAUGUCAUUUGUGGGCUCCAUUUUUAGUUUCCUGGCUAUUGCUGUGGACCGUUACAUCACCAUCUUCCAUGCACUUCGAUACCACAACAUCAUGACAAUGCGGCGCACAGGAGCCAUCUUGGGUGUCAUCUGGACAACAUGUGGGGUGUCGGCCUUGCUGAUGGUGAGGUUCUUCCACUCCAAUUUCAUCAUGAUCUGCUUUGUCAUCUUCUUCGUAGUCUCCCUGGUGAUUAUCUGCUUCCUCUACGUCUACAUGUUCAUGCUGGCGCGCAUCCAUGCCAGGAAAAUCGCUGCGCUACCCAUCAGCAACGGGGGCAAUAGUCGGCACCAGAGGUGGCGGGGCAACAGCAUGAGAGGGGCCCUGACUCUCACCAUCCUAUUUGGGGCUUUCAUGGUGUGUUGGAUGCCAUUUUUCAUCCACCUUAUCAUUAUCAUGGUGUGCCCCAUGAACCCAUACUGCGAGUGUUACCGAUCGCUGUUCCAGCUGCAUGUGGUGCUGUUGAUAAGCCACGCCCUCAUCGAUCCGGCCAUCUAUGCCUUCCGCAUCGCUGAGCUCAGACGCACCUUCAGAAAGAUGCUGCUUUGUUCAGACUGGAGGCGGUACGCAUAG
Messenger RNA from Larimichthys crocea (large yellow croaker), 912 nucleotides. It is a transcript of the gene mc2r, whose product is annotated as melanocortin 2 receptor. The record is from RefSeq and is a predicted model, not a curated record. Bases 1 to 912 code for a protein of 303 amino acids. Lineage: Eukaryota; Metazoa; Chordata; Actinopteri; Sciaenidae. Gene Ontology annotation, molecular function: melanocortin receptor activity. The transcript has 2 exons. Gene Ontology annotation, cellular component: membrane. Gene Ontology annotation, biological process: G protein-coupled receptor signaling pathway.